AAUUCUAAUAUCACCAACAAUAAUAAUAACAAUAAUAAUAAUAAUAAUAUAUGUGAAGCAAAGUAUAAUCUUGGAGAUUACCUCAUGAUAAAACUGCGUGUUAGUUUUUAUAACAACGUUUUAUUUGCGACAUUGAAUUCUUCUCACUGAAGAAUAUAUUAUUGAACUGUGUACUGUGUAGUCGCAAUUAUUUGUUAAAUUUUAUCGAGUGUUAAUUAUUUUUUAAAUUAGAAUUAUAAUUUCAGUUAUUUACUUAAAAGAUUUUUAAUUAUCCAUUGAGAAAUUGAGGCUUCGUAGUAUGUCUUGACAAGUGAAGAAGACUUUCGAACGAGGGUCUCGGCAGUCAAGGGUUCAUCACGAUGGUGGUCGGUCAACAGCUUCCGGAACAGUACACUGUACCACAACUAGCCAAUUUCUUUCACAGUCUACCACAUCUCAAUGUUUCGUUCCAUUUGGUUAACAACACCUUUAAUCCUGGCUCUGAUAUAUAUCUCGAGAGUCUGGGAAUCUUGGGGAGUAUUCCAGCUGCCUGGUUGAUCUUGACGCUACUAGUAUUAUUAGUUUACCUCGUAACAAGAUGUUGCGAUCGAAAACCUCGGCCCAGAAGAUCGAUAACGCUGUUAAAGUGUUUGCUGGCCAUUUUGGCGGUUCUCUGUUCCGGCGCAGUCGCAGUGGGACUCUACGGGAACGACGAUGUUCACAACGGACUCGUACAGUUUUUGGACGCUGCCAAAAAGAUUGAUAUGAGUAUAGUGUCUGUGAAAAACCAAACCGAGACGAUAGAUUCGGUUCUCAGGAAAAAUUUGAGACCCGGAUUGACCGCCUUGGGCGACUAUUUGGACACUCCAGUUGCCAAUGGGACUGCUUUCAAGUAUAUGAUGGUGAUUUGGAAACAGGUGACGGACAACACCUCAAUUGCGGUGGAACGCGGUGCGGAACUCAAGAAACACUUGUGCUGCAUUAAUCUUGGAUCUUCGAUCGCCGUUGUUGACAAAAUUGAAUUCUUCAGGUGGCCGGUGACUAUGGCUGUACUCAGCGCUCUGCUUGUACUGUGUGUGGUUCUGCUGGUCGGAGUCGCGCGACAUUCUCGCUGUGCCCUCAUUACAUUUUCUGUAUUUGGCCUGUUUGCCGUCAUAGUAUCAUGGUUAAUGGCUUCCUUGUACCUAGCAACGUCAGUAGCCCUGGGCGACCUCUGCGUCUCACCUGACAGUUAUUUAAUGAAAAACAGCCCUUCCGUGAUGGUCAGUGAAGUACUUAAUUAUUACAUGCGCUGUGAAAGCACCCAGAAUCAUCCAUUUACUCAACGAUUACGAGAAGGACAAAUGGCUGCUGGGUUCAUGCUAUCGAGUUUGAAUGCAGUCGAAAAAAUCGCAUAUGAACUCUACGACAAACCGACCCUGCAACCGAAGCUCCAAAGCCUCAAGGACACCGUCAUAGAUAUCAACGGAAGUAUGUCGCGCUUGACGGCUCUUCUCGAUUGCAAGCCUCUUCACAAGGAAUAUAUUCGAGCUGCCCAAGGUCUUUGUCAUCUUGGACUCUAUGGUCUGACUUUCAUGCUUCUGGCUAGUCUUGCUGCUGGACUGUUUUUUACGAUUUUAGUCUGGGUCGAUUCUCAUACCUGGAUUUAUAUCAGAAAACGAAGGGAUUACUCUCAAGUUGACGAGCAGGAUCCAUUUUUGCCGCCAUCAGCAGCGUCGCAGGCGAUCGCAGCCAGGACUCUCCGUGGCCAAGGGUCGUACCCGCCUACAGCCCCUUCUCUUAAUCCAAAUUCUCAUGGCACGAAUAAUACAAUUAAGCAGCCUCUUCUGCUAACGCCGCCCCCGCCAUCCUACGCUACCGCAACAGCUCGAGCACGUCAGCUGCACGAGAGCAUGUUAAAAGGUGGGGGUGUUAACGGGAGUGGAGGGAUCGGAGAUCACAAACUGUCUCAGCAUAAUCAGCAAUCGGCAAGUGGACGAGCUGAGCACCGUUCUGGGCACGGAGAUCAACCUGGGAGGGAACCUCCUUGGACUCCAAGUGUGGCGUCCUUCACCGGUACAAUGUCUCAUAACUCCCACGGACCUGCCCACCUAGCGACAUUUCAAGACUCUCGCAAGACCCAGACGCUGGACCCGAAGAAUCUCGCAAACCUAAAACGCGGACCGACCCCAGCGUGGAAUCAAAAUCGACCACUGCCUCCAAACCCGAGCCAGCCAUCCUGGGAGUUCGAAUCGCGGUCGCAGACCAACAUGAAUCAGUUCCGGUCAUUGAUGAAGAACAAGACGCCGAACAUCAGAGUCCAGGACCAAGUUCAGGACCAAGUGAGAACUCUCGACCGAAACUUCUCUCGUGGGCAGUUCAAUGGCGCAGCUCCCAACAACGUAGUUCCUAAUAUGUACGGAACAUACAACCGCGCUCAAGCGCGCCAGGAAAAGGCCUCCGCUAUUCCUACUCUCAGCCAGGUCCAAGGUAGCGAUCCCAACCUUUACGCUGUUACGGAGUUAUAAGAUCUUACAGCUUAUAUCAUGAGACAACAGAGAUAAGAUCUAUGAGAUAAUAGAUAAUACAACUUAAAAUGGUCCUAAUUAAUAAGACAUAAUACGGUGUAUAAUAAUAUUAUUAAUUAUUAUUAUUAUUAUACGCUGUCUGAUAUUUAAUAUAUUUACGAAGAAACCAAAGUUUUAACAGGUGAAAAAUAUAUCGAGACUGAGAUUAAUAUUUAUAAUGAACAAAAGAGGGGGCGAAGAAUCUCGGACAAACUCAACAAUCGAAAUAUUUAUACAAUGAGAUUUAUAAUUAAUGUGUAACGACCUGAAUCUCAAUCAAAAUGCCAGACAUUUAUUAUUAUUACUAAAUUCUAUUAUGGUGAUUAAUAUCACGAUAGAUUAUACACCCUAGGACUGUAAAAUUGGUGACACUUUUGUUUUUUUUUUUUUAUGUAGAUCUAAUUAAAAUUACUACCUAGGGAAGUAGAC
This is a messenger RNA of Cotesia glomerata, 2954 nucleotides long. It is a transcript of the gene tty, whose product is annotated as protein tweety. NCBI's taxonomy places the organism in Eukaryota, Metazoa, Arthropoda, Insecta, Hymenoptera, Braconidae. The coding region runs from base 360 to 2486 and encodes 708 amino acids. Gene Ontology annotation, molecular function: volume-sensitive chloride channel activity; intracellularly calcium-gated chloride channel activity. The record is from RefSeq and is a predicted model, not a curated record. Gene Ontology annotation, cellular component: plasma membrane. The transcript has 7 exons.